This is a messenger RNA of Micropterus dolomieu (smallmouth bass), 3910 nucleotides long. It is a transcript of the gene specc1la, whose product is annotated as sperm antigen with calponin homology and coiled-coil domains 1-like a. The coding region runs from base 318 to 3665 and encodes 1115 amino acids. Gene Ontology annotation, cellular component: filamentous actin; microtubule organizing center. The transcript has 16 exons. Gene Ontology annotation, biological process: actin cytoskeleton organization. The record is from RefSeq and is a predicted model, not a curated record. Gene Ontology annotation, molecular function: protein binding. Lineage: Eukaryota; Metazoa; Chordata; Actinopteri; Centrarchiformes; Centrarchidae.
GCAGACCUUUGGCCCAGCUAGGAGUAAUUUAGAGACAAUAAUAAAUGAAGUCCUGGAUAUUUAAACAUCCUGUACAGGGGGUGAUGCUGAGAUGAUGCAACCAGAGGAGGGGGCAGAGGAUCAUCCGGCUGCUGCCAACAGUAAGGGGCUGACAUCUGAAACCGAUGCUGCCUGCCCUCUCAGUCUGAAGUUGUGAAUUUCCCGAAAUGGUAGCGACCGCAUAUGAACAUUCAUCGGACCUCCGUCAACCUGUCAAACAGGGAAAUUAGGAGAACCUCAGAUUGAGCUGUAAAUGUAUCAGCAUCAGAGAGCUCAGUAUGAAGAAGUCGGUCCGGCCAGCGGUGAGUAAGGUGAGCGGAGAUCGAGGGAAGGCAGAGGCCGCGGCUGCCACUGGGCCCGGAAAACCUGCAGCCAAGACCAGCACCACCGCACCUCUGUCUAAGGUGAAGAGCAAUGAUGAUCUUUUAGCAGCUAUGGCUGGAGGAAAUCCUGCAUCAAAUAAUGCUGUCACCAAGGCCAAGAGGACUGCCUCUAUUGGGACUAAUGCUAGCAACCUAGACAGCAAGCCAAAGACAACAUCAGGUACUUCAUCCAAGCGGUCGACAGCUUCGAUCUCAAAGGAGACAAAUUCAUCAAGGGACCGUCUCCGGACAUCCAGGACCUCAGCCAAUAAGAAGCAGUUAGUAUCAGGGACUGUAGCAGGGGAUGUGGCCUCAGGGAAGCGCUCUCGCGGCCAGAUCCUGGCAGAGUCUGAUGGCCGUAUGAGCAAGUCCAAAUCCGAUGGCCAGAUCAGUGAUAAGGUGGCUCUGGAGGCCAAAGUAAAAGACCUGGUGGGUUUGGCUAAAAGCAAAGACGUGGAGAUCCUCCACCUUCGCAGCGAGCUGAGGGACAUGAGGGCCCAGCUUGGCUUGGGAGGGAACGAAGCAAUGCCCCAGGAAGAAGCUGGGGAGGAAGAGAAGCCCCAGGUGUCAGUCAUCACAGCAGCAGAUGUGGAGUCCACUCUUAUUCUCUUACAAGAGCAGAACCAGGCCAUCAGAGAGGAGCUGAACCUGCUCAAGAGUGAGAACCGAAUGCUAAAGGACCGGCUCAAUGCGCUGGGCUUCUCUCUGGAGCAGAGGCUGGAUGGGUCUGACAAGCUGUUUAACUACGCCUCCCUGAGCCCGGACCUGGCAGCAGGCAGCGGGCAGAGCGAUGGCGGAGGAACAGGAACGCUGACCUCCUCAGUUGAAGGCUCUGCCCCCGGCUCUUUGGAGGAUCUGCUCACAGGACACCAACAUGGAGGCUCGGCAGACAACCUCGACAGUGAAUCUAGCGAGGUCUACCAGGCAGUCACCUCCAGUGAUGACGCUCUGGACGCCCCGUCUGGAGCCUCCUCAUCAUCCGAGUCGGAGUGCGCCCCCAGCAGGGAGUGCUCACGGAGAGGCAGCAGUGGCAAUGCCAGCGAGGUGUCAGUGGCCUGUCUGACAGAGCGCAUCCACCAGAUGGAAGAGAACCAGCAUAGCACUGCUGAGGAGCUCCAGGCCACAUUACAGGAGCUGGCUGACCUGCAGCAAAUCACCCAGGAGCUGAACGGAGAGAACGAGCGGCUAGGCGAAGAGAAGGUGAUCCUCAUGGAUUCCCUGUGCCAACAGAGCGACAAGCUGGAGCUGUACGGUCGACAGAUUGAGUACCUGCGCUCUCUGCUGGAUGAGCAUCAUAUAUCGUAUGUGCUAGAGGAGGACAUCAAGAGUGGCCGCUACAUGGAGCUGGAGCAGCGCUACGCAGACCUGGCAGAUAAUGCCCGCUUUGAUAGAGAGCAGCUGCUGGGGGUUCAGCAGCACCUGUCCAACACGCUGAAGAUGGCUGAACAGGACAACGCAGAGGCCCAGGAGAUGAUCGGAGCACUGAAAGAGAGAAACCACCAGAUGGAGCGCAUCAUGGAGUCAGAGCGACAGGGUCGAGCUGCCAUGGCGGCCGCACUUGAGGAGUACAAGGCAGCAGUGAGCAAUGACCAGGCGGAGCUGAGCCGUUGCAGAACCCAGCUGGACCAGGAGAGGCAGAGGGUGGCCGAGCUGUACUCUCUUCACACUGCAGGGGACAAAAAUGACAUCUGCCAGCUGCUUGAAGGAGUUCGUCUGGGGAAAGAAGAGGCUGAGGCCAAGGCGGCGAAGUUGCAGGAGGAGCUGGAACAAGCCCACAGUGAACUCACCCGGCUGCAGGAGACCUGCAGUAAGCUGGACAGGGAAUACAGAGACUUCCAGGAACAGGUGCAGCAGCAGAUGGCCGAGCAGGAGCGCGCGCUGGAGAAGCAGCGCGGGGAGCUGCAGGAGAAAGAGACUGAGAUCGCAGACAUGAAGGAAACCAUCUUUGAGCUUGAGGAUGAGGUAGAGCAGCACCGAGCUCUUAAACUCCACGACAACCUCAUCAUCACAGACCUCGAGAACUCUGUGAAGAAGCUGCAGGACCAGAAGCACGACAUGGAGAGAGAGAUUAAGAUUCUUCACCGCAGACUGAGGGAGGAGUCGAUGGAGUGGCGUCAGUUCCAGGCUGAUCUGCAGACAGCCGUUGUCAUUGCUAAUGACAUCAAGUCCGAAGCACAGGAGGAGAUUGGAGACCUGCGGCGCCGGCUGCAGGAAGCCCUGGAGAAGAAUGAGAAGCUGAGCAAAGAGCUGGACGAGGUCAAGAGCCGCAAGCAGGACGAGGAGAGAGGUAGAGUGUAUAACUACAUGAAUGCUGUGGAGAGGGACCUGGCUGCUCUCAGACAGGGGAUGGGUCUCAGCCGGCGAUCCUCCACCUCCUCAGAGCCCUCGCCCACCGUCAAAACACUCAUCAAGAGCUUCGACAGUGCCUCACAAAGUCCCCCAACCAAUGGUGCCUCUGUGGCUCCAACAGCCUCAGCUGCCCCGCUACCACGCACCCCGCUCAGCCCCAGUCCUAUGAAGACGCCCCCAGCAGCUGCUGUUUCACCCAUACAGAGACACUCCAUAACUGGGUCUAUGUCAGCUGCCAAGCCGCUCUCCUCCAUGAGUGAUAAGAGGCCCAGCUACACAGACAUCACCAUGCCAGCUGAGCACCUCCUCAGGGGAACCUCAGCUAGCCGGCCUCCGUCUGCCCUCCAGAGGGUCUCCAACAUGGACUCCACUAAGGCAAUCUCAGUGUCCCGCCGGAGCAGUGAGGAGAUAAAGAGGGACAUGUCUGCUUCAGACGGGGCCUCCUCAACCUCCCUGUUGGCUAUGAGUACUGCCUCCUCCCCGCUCUCCCUGUCCUCCUCCUCCCCCACCGCCUCCAUCACUCCCACAGCACGCAGCCGCCUAAGAGAAGAGAGAAAGGACCCGCUGUCAGCACUGGCCAGAGAGUACGGAGGCUCCAAGAGAAAUGCUUUGCUAAAGUGGUGCCAGAAGAAGACUGAGGGUUAUCAGAACAUUGAUAUCACAAACUUCAGCAGCAGCUGGAAUGAUGGCCUGGCCUUCUGCGCCGUUCUCCACACCUACCUGCCUGCACACAUCCCCUACCAAGAGCUCACCAGCCAAGAGAAGAGGAGGAACUUCACCUUAGCCUUCCAGGCUGCAGAGAGUGUGGGCAUCAAAUGCACUUUGGACAUAAAUGAGAUGGUGCACACAGAGAGGCCAGACUGGCAAAGCGUCAUGACUUAUGUCACGGCCAUCUACAAGUACUUUGAGACCUGACUUCACCAUCUUCCCCUCCCUGUUCCUGCAGCACAAUCAGAGCAAGCUCUCCUGAGCUCGCAGCAACCUUUCAACCCCGCUGUCAACUGUUAUACCUCACACCCUCUCCCCCACACCACAGCGACACCAUGUCACGCUGCAUGUCGGUCCACAGUAUUUAGCGACACUAAAGGCAGACCAGAACCUCACUGGACACACAGCUAAUCCAUCCUCCCAGUGCAGCGUGAAAGGCGCUUUGUGUAGAG